AUCAUCACUCAACUGGGCCCCACGCUACUUUCUCUCUACUCAGCUCACUCUUGGGACUUGAUCUCUCCCUAUAUAACAUCAUGUCCCGUUACAUUUUUUUUGCCUUAUACUAAUUUGUUUGUAGACAGAGAAAAGAGAGAGAGAGAGAGAGAUGGGUAGAGCUCCUUGUUGUGAGAAAGUUGGAUUGAAGAAAGGGAGGUGGACUUCAGAGGAGGAUGAGAUCUUGACCAAGUAUAUUCAGUCUAAUGGAGAAGGGUGUUGGAGAUCACUACCCAAAAAUGCAGGGUUACUGAGGUGUGGAAAGAGUUGUAGAUUGAGAUGGAUAAACUAUUUGAGAGCUGACUUGAAGAGAGGGAACAUCUCUUCUGAGGAGGAAGAUAUCAUCAUCAAGCUGCAUUCUACAUUAGGCAACAGGUGGUCCUUGAUAGCUAGUCACUUGCCAGGAAGAACAGAUAAUGAGAUAAAGAACUAUUGGAACUCUCACUUGAGCAGAAAAAUUCACACAUUCAGAAGAUGUAAUAAUACUACUACUCAUCAUCAUCAUCUACCAAAUCUCGUGACUGUAACCAAAGUAAACCUUCCAAUUCCAAAGCGAAAAGGUGGUCGAACCAGUCGUUUAGCCAUGAAGAAGAACAAAUCAUCAACUAGCAAUCAGAACAGUAGCGUUAUCAAAAACGACGUCGGAUCAUCAUCAUCAACAACAACAACAUCAGUUCAUCAAAGGACUACGACUACUACUCCAACUAUGGAUGAUCAGCAGAAACGACAAUUAAGUCGUUGUCGUUUAGAAGAAAAAGAAGAUCAAGAUGGAGCUUCUACUGGGACAGUAGUAAUGAUGCUAGGGCAAGCUGCUGCUGUAGCAGGCUCAUCAUGUGACGAGGACAUGUUAGGUCAUGACCAGUUGUCGUUUUUGUGUUGUAGUGAGGAAAAAACGACAGAAAAUUCAAUGACGAACUUAAAGGAAAAUGGUGAUCACGAAGUUUCAGGACCAUAUGAUUAUGAUCAUCGUUAUGAAAAAGAAACAUCCGUUGAUGAAGGCAUGUUGUUGUGCUUUAAUGACAUAAUAGACAGCAACUUACUAAAUCCAAAUGAGGUCUUGACUUUAAGCGAGGAGAGCCUUAAUUUAGGUGGGGCUCUCAUGGACACGACUACUUCUACUACUACUAAUAAUAAUAAUUAUAGCUUGAGCUACAAUAAUAAUGGAGAUUGUGUUAUUAGUGAUGAUCAUGAUCAGUACUGGCUAGACGACGUCGUUGGAGUCGAUUUUUGGAGUUGGGAGAGUUCUACUACUGUCACCCAAGAACAAGAACAAGAACAAGAACAAGAACAAGAACAUCAUCAUCAACAAGAUCAGAAGAAGAAUACGUGGGAUAAUGAAAAAGAAAAAAUGUUAGCUUUGUUGUGGGAUAGUGAUAACAGCAACUGGGAGUUACAAGAUAAUAAUAAUUAUCACAAAUGUCAAGAGAUCACCUCUGAUAAAGAAAAUGCUAUGGUUGCCUGGCUUCUUUCGUGAUGAUUAGAUGAGAUGAGAUCAUCAAAUUUAGUUGUCAUUAAUAUAUAUUUAUAUAUAAUAAAAUGGUCUCUCCUUAAUCAAAAAAAAAAAAAAAAAGAAGAAGAAGGAAAGAUCAAUUAGAUGAGAGAGUAGAUUGAUAGAGUUCAAAGUCUUGUUCUUAGGGAAGGAAAAUAAAAAACAAUAAAGUUUUGUGGUCAAUCUGUUAAUUAGCUAUUGGGUUUUUUUUUUCUUUCCAAUUUGCUUCGUAGUUGUAAUUUUGGGGCCCUGUGGGGUCACUCACAUAAAGUCUGAUUUGUAUGCUCACAAGUCACAACUCAUGAAUUAAUGCUGUAUACUGUAUAUAGGGUCCUAUAUAUAUGUUUUAUGAAUAUUCCUUUAUACUAUUA
Molecule: messenger RNA, 1899 nt
Organism: Humulus lupulus (European hop)
Lineage: Eukaryota; Viridiplantae; Streptophyta; Magnoliopsida; Rosales; Cannabaceae
Product: transcription factor MYB111
Exons: 3
Coding region: 152-1513 (453 amino acids)
Source: RefSeq, a predicted model, not a curated record